AUGUCGUCAUUUCCUGAGCCAAUACGUGGAAACUGCUAUGACUUUUGUCCUGCUAAAGAAAGAAUCGAACGGACUCAAACGCAGGAACUUAGUCGUUUUGAAUGUCCAACAAAAGAAGCUCCAGAUCUAGUACCUGUGAAGAAAUAUCGUCGUGCUGCUGCCGGUCGCAAUCUAACUGAUCCAUCAGAUCUACGACCCGAAAUAGUACUACAACGUACUUUGCAGUAUUUAUUCACGACAGUACUACCUCGCAUUGAUAUAUGCAAAAAUUCCAAUGCGGUAGAACGUACCGAAUUUCUCGCGGUAUACCACUUUGUAAGUGACCGUAUACGCAGUAUACGCCAGGAUUAUAUCAUUCAGCAAAUUACUGGUACAUCCUACAUAACAGCCUUGGAACAAAUUGUACGCUUUUAUAUCAUAACAGGAUUACGUGCCAUCGAAUUGGUACCCAGUGGAACAUUGUGCCAAGAUUGGAGUGAAAAAUUGCACGACCAACAGUUAAUUUCUGCACUCUCGGAGCUUCAAAUGUUGUACGAUCAAACAAAUAUGGACGCACAUGAAAUCAGUGAAUUUCUUGCGUACAAUCUUUUACUUCACGCUAAAGAUUCGCAAACUAUUGCAUCAAUUUUACUCAAAUCUUCAUCUCCUCAACGUCAAGUCUCAAAUGUUCAACGUGCUUUACGUACAUUCGUCGCUUUACAAACUGACGACUAUCAUGAAUUUUGGAUUCAAUUUCAUACUAUGUCAAGAUUGGAACAAGCGCUUGCAUUACGUCAUUUGACAAGAAUUUGGACACAAAGUAUCGAAAUGAUGAAAAAAAGCUUUCGCAGUCACGAAUGGAUUCCAGUAGAUGAAAUUUCAAAAUGGUUUGGAUUGGAAAAAGAUUCGAAACUUGUUGUGAAACUUUGUCAAAAUUUCAACAUUCAAACACGUUCAACUCAAACGUUUAUUCAAUUUCAAACUACUGGAAUCUCGAACGAAAUUGAUGUUGAGACUUUUUCAAAUUUGUUACGUGAUGUAGCAAUUCAAUUUCAUUUCAAGAAAUUCCCAACAAUUGAUUUCAUUCAAACAAGACCAAAGUAUUAA
Molecule: messenger RNA, 1086 nt
Organism: Plasmopara halstedii
Lineage: Eukaryota; Oomycota; Peronosporomycetes; Peronosporales; Peronosporaceae
Product: Nuclear protein export factor
Exons: 2
Coding region: 1-1086 (361 amino acids)
Biological process (GO): mRNA export from nucleus
Cellular component (GO): transcription export complex 2; cytoplasm; nucleus
Source: RefSeq, a predicted model, not a curated record